Molecule: messenger RNA, 1313 nt
Organism: Fusarium oxysporum Fo47
Lineage: Eukaryota; Fungi; Ascomycota; Sordariomycetes; Hypocreales; Nectriaceae
Product: cytochrome and DOMON domain-containing protein
Exons: 3
Coding region: 1-1176 (391 amino acids)
Source: RefSeq, a predicted model, not a curated record
AUGAAGUCAACUUUCAGCGCAUCAUUAGCGGUGCUUUCUGCUGCCAGCAGUGCACUCGCUGUCACAUCCUCUUUCUGCCCGGACAAUGGCAACGUCUGUUUCCGUUGGGGUAUCCCUGAGGCUUCUGCAAGCGCGGGAUCUGGCAGCUUUUACUUCCAGAUCAAGGCACCAACAUCCGCACAAUGGGCAGGACUAGGCACUGGAUCCCAAAUGGCUGGAUCCAACAUGUUCAUCAUUUACCAAGACGGCAACGGCAAUGUCACCCUGAGCCCAAGGAGGGGUGUCGGCGAGGUCAUGCCCCAGUACACGAAGCGAAGCGGACUCGAGCUCCUCGACGGUUCUGGAAUCAAGGACAACCAGAUGAUCGCCAACAUUCGAUGCAACAACUGUGUUGACCUUAGUCUCAAGGGCACGAGCUCGUGGAUUGCAGCUUGGAAGAAUGGAAAUUCCCUGGACUCGACAAGCAUGGAGGAGCGCAUCUCUGAGCACGACACGCAUGCCGACUUCAGCGUUGACUUUUCCAAAGCCACGAUGAGCUCUGACAGCAACCCAUUCACCGGCAGCAAUGAAGACACCAACUCAAACUCUGGUUCUAGCUCUGGCGGUGCUGUGACACAGAACGGAAGUGGCAGCCCCAGCAAAACUGUUCUGCGCGCUCACGGUAUCAUCAUGUCGAUUGUCUUCAUUGCUGGAUAUCCUCUGGGUGCCAUCCUUAUGCCCAUGCUUGGAAAGUGGCUCAUCCACGCGGGCUGGCAAGUUGUCAUGCUGCUCCUCAUGUGGGCUGGAUUCGGCCUUGGAUACGUAUAUGCUCGUGAUGGUGGCUACUGGGGAAAACAAGCUCACACAAGAAUGGGCACUGCUGUUUGUGCCUUGAUGACCCUGCAGCCUGUCCUUGGUUACAUGCACCACCGGUACUUUGUGAGCCACCGCAAGCGAGGAGUUGUCAGCCAUGUUCACGUCUGGUUCGGCCGAGCUCUCAUCAUCAUCGGUAUCGUCAACGGAGGCCUUGGUCUUCAGCUUGCCAACUCAUCCACUGCGUACAUCAUCGCAUACUCCGUCAUUGCAGGUAUCGCUGCCAUCCUCUACCUGGCUGCUGCCUUUAUUGGUGAGAGGCGAAGGAACGCUUCUCGUGCCAAGCAAAUCUCUCCGCAGAUGUCUCAGGAGGAGGCACGAUAAACUGCCUCGUCAACCUAAAAGAGGAGUAAUAUGGCGGGGCUGUAAUGCUUAGAAGGUGUUUCGGAUAUCGGGACUCGUGAAUUGUGAUACCAUGGAUCUUCAGUCCAUCGCGACUGGAUCUGAUAAUCGGCAAGAUG